Molecule: messenger RNA, 1105 nt
Organism: Morus notabilis
Lineage: Eukaryota; Viridiplantae; Streptophyta; Magnoliopsida; Rosales; Moraceae
Product: F-box protein SKIP2
Exons: 3
Biological process (GO): SCF-dependent proteasomal ubiquitin-dependent protein catabolic process
Cellular component (GO): SCF ubiquitin ligase complex
Source: RefSeq, a predicted model, not a curated record
GGCCGUACCGGAGCCGCUUUUAUUCGGAGCAAAAAAGCUCACAAGCUUGAAGGUGAUUCGUUGUUUGGGAGAUUGGGAUAGAGUUUUGGAAAAGAUUGGAAGCGGAAACACUGGUUUUAUUGAAAUCCACCUUGAGAGGCUACAGGUUAGCGAUUUGGGGCUUUCGGGGAUUUCAAAAUUCUCGAAUUUGGAGGUUUUGCGCAUCGUGAAGACCCCGGAGUGUACAAAUUCCGGUCUUAUUUGCGUCGCGGAACACUGCAAGAAAUUGAGGAAGCUUCACAUCGAUGCGUGGAGGACUAAUAGAAUUGGUGACGAGGGUUUGAUUGUUGUGGCCAAACAAUGCCUUAACCUGCAAGAGCUUGUUUUGAUCGGUGUCAAUCCGACCUCAUUAGGUUUGGCAGCAGUCGCCUCCAAUUGCCAUAAGCUGGAAAGGUUGGCGCUCUGCGGCAGUGGCUCCAUAGGCGACGCAGAAAUCGCCUGCAUUGCUGCAAAAUGCGUGGCGCUCAAGAAGCUCUGUAUCAAGGGAUGCCCGAUUUCGGAUGUCGGGAUCGAAUCUCUCGCUUGGGGUUGCCCGAAUUUGGCCAAGAUUAAGGUCAAGAAGUGCAGGGGAGUGAGUGGCGGGAUUGCGGAUUGGCUUCGUGAACGCAGGGAAUCGUUGAUUGUGAAUUGGGAUGAUGGUGAAGUUGAGCGCUUGGAUGGUAAUGGUUUGGAUAUCAACGGCUGCGGUGGAAGGGUAGGUGAAGGGUACACGGGAGAGGUAGGUGGACGCGAGAAUAGGGUGGGAUUUCCAGAUGGAAUAAUGGGGGAAGAUGCUUUGUUUGGAGCGCAAGAGAGAGAGCUGAAGUGGGGCCCAGAGUUUUGGAAAUUCGGUGUCUUCGACGCCUUCUGCGCUGAAGUCCUCUUGGGGAAGACUACGUCUGCCAGGGCCCACUCCGUUUUCGCCGGCGACGCCAAGCCUUCGCAACGAAACGACGGAGCGCCGGAGAAGACGACCGGGAAGAAAUCAGACGGAAACAGAGAAUUUUCUGAGAAGACGAAGACGAAGAUCAGAUCGGCGCUGGAGUUCGACGGACUCAACUGCUUCGAGACGUUCGUCUCGUAUUGA